Messenger RNA from Dentiscutata heterogama, 778 nucleotides. The record is from the annotation of a GenBank genome assembly. Lineage: Eukaryota; Fungi; Glomeromycota; Glomeromycetes; Diversisporales; Gigasporaceae.
UUUUGAGAACGACAAAUAAUUACUCCAAUUUUCAAGAUUUCUCACAGCUUACGUAUACGCCGUUACCUACUCCUCUUACUUUUGCCAGCGAACAUACGGGUCAUGAAUUCACCAGUGUGGAUGGUAAUCAACAGAGUCAUCAUAAUAACGACGGACCGACGGCAGAUACCACCGACAAGUUUUUUUUAACCGCAGCCGAUCCAUCAGAUGGUACAUCUGAAGACCGAUUGACCCAGGUGAUUAACGCAAAGUUUGAAGCUGGAUUCUUGAAACCAUAUAAUUACGUCAAUGGAUACUAUCGCUUAUCACAAUAUAUGGACAAUCAUAUGUCUAAUCUAAGUAGACAACGAAUUUUGAGCUCACUGAGUAUUUUCCGCCCUUCCUUCCGUAACGUUGCACAAUCAUUAACGGACGUGGGCCUAGUUAUGGUUGAAGGAGUAUUUGAACGUCUUUUAUUGGAUUACGAUAGGGUAUUUAGCUCUAUGGGUAUUCCGGCAUGCCUAUGGCGUAGAACAGGUGAAAUAUAUAAGGGCAACAAAGAAUUCGCUUCUCUUGUAGGUGUGCCAGUUGAGAUGCUAAGAGAAGGACGCCUAUGUAUAUACGAGUUGAUGAUGGAAGAAUCAGCUGUAAAUUAUUGGGAGAAAUAUGGAAAUAUAGCUUUCGAUGCAGGCCAAAAGGCUGUAUUAACAUCAUGUUUGUUGAAAGGACCAGAUCAAGACCCUCAAAAUGUUACAUCAUGUUGCUUUUCGUUCACAAUUCGCCGUGAUAAGUAUAACAU